AUGGAGCAGCAGCCCCAGUCAGCCUCCAUCCGAGCCAAGUGGGCCCAAUCGACGCUCAUCCGCCACCUCGAGCGCGAGAUCGCCGACCUGGAUCUCCCAUGCGACGAGAGCGACUGGGCCUGGGUGAUUCCCGACCCCUCCCUAUGCCCCAACGGCGACAACAGUUGUCGUCGCCUCCCACGACCACCGCCAACGAGACAACCAGCCACCACCGCAGACCCCGAGCCACUUCGGAUCUGCAUUAUCGGCGCCGGAAUCACCGGUCUGUAUCUGGCGAUGAUGCUUGACAGUCUGCAGCUGCCGCACCUUUGCUAUGAGAUUCUGGAAGCCAGCGCCCGGGUCGGGGGCCGGGUGUAUACUCAUCGGUUUGGCCCGGGGCGGGCAGAGUACUACGACAUCGGAGCCAUGCGAUUUCCCAAGAUUCCCCCUCUGCGUUCCGCCUUCGACCUGUUCGCUCGAUGCCGGACCGUCUUGCUGCCAUAUGACUACCAGGGCCAACGAUGUCCGGCCAUGUUCAAUGGCGUGUGGUUACUGCCAGGCGAGCAGGCUGGCUCCGACCCGGCCGACGAUCCAUUUCGGUUGAGUGUGUCGGAGGGGGGUGUGGUUCCGGACAAGACGGUUGCCGAGGGUGCCCCAAGUAUUCUCAAUCGGGCUUUUGCGCCUUUUAUCGCGGCGCUGUCCGAAGACUUCCCCAAGGGGUUCGAGGAGCUGAUGAAGUACGACCAUAUGACGACACGCGAGUUCUUGCAGGACAUAUUGGGGCUGGACUUCUAUUCGAUCUGGUAUAUGGAAACCGUGGGGAGUGCUGCCGGGUUAUACGACCAGUCAUUCACGGAAGCCGUGCUGGAUGCCAUGGAUUUCGACUACCCCUUCGAGAAUGCCGAGAGCGUGGACUGGUAUCGCGUAGACGGAGGGACGGAUCGAGUCAUCGAGCACAUGCACGAGAGAGCUUCCGUCAAGCCGUCGCUUAACGCGCGCGUGACCGCUAUCAACUAUAAUCCGCACGCUCGUCGACACCCCAUGGCUGUACAAGUCGGGGACGAGAGCCAACCCCGGCACUACUCGGCCGUCUUCAACACCACGAGUCUCCCCUGUCUGCGCCGCAUGGCCCUGGGACCGCGAGUACUGCGACCCGGCCAACAAGCGGCCGUCAGCGCCGUUCACUACGACGCCUCCACCAAGGUCGCCAUCAAGUUCCGGACCGCCUGGUGGACCCAACACUGCCAGAUCCUGGGGGGGCAGGCCUCGACCGACCUCCCGCUCCGAACCUGCGUCUAUCCCUCAACCGAACCCAACCCUGAAGGAACCAAAUCCGGGGAGGGCCAAUGCACAGUGCUCCUGUGCUCCUACACCUGGGGCCAAGACGCGCAGCAGAUGGCCUCCCUCCUGCACCCCGACACGAGUACAGCCACCGGCGUGGCGGACUUCCUGUGCCACAACCUGGCGCUCCUGCAUCACAACUACAUCGACCCGGCCACCGGAUUCUCCUACGGAUACCCGCGGAUGCUGGACAUCAUCCGGCAGGCCUACGAGGGAUACCACGGGUACGACUGGUACGCCAACCCGCACACCGCGGGCGCGUUCGCGUACUUCGGGCCCGGCCAGUUCCGACACUUCUACCCGGAGCUCGUCCGCCCCGCGGCCGGCGGCCGCAUGUUCCUGGUCGGCGAGGCGUGCAGUGCCCAUCAUGGCUGGAUUGCCGGGGCCCUGGACAGUGCGUAUCGGGGGUUGGUGCAGUUCUUGCAGGGGCUGGUUGCCGAGGGACGCGUCCCGGCGGAUGCGCUGCGCCGGGUGCGCGAGACCUGGGGCGCCGCGGGGGAGGGGGAGGAGAUUCCCGAGGAGAUCAUCGCGUGGCAGGUCUUUCUGGCGCAGAUGACGGCGGGAUGA
This is a messenger RNA of Aspergillus japonicus CBS 114.51, 1887 nucleotides long. Its product is annotated as flavin monoamine oxidase family protein. The transcript has 6 exons. The record is from RefSeq and is a predicted model, not a curated record. Bases 1 to 1887 code for a protein of 628 amino acids. NCBI's taxonomy places the organism in Eukaryota, Fungi, Ascomycota, Eurotiomycetes, Eurotiales, Aspergillaceae. Gene Ontology annotation, molecular function: oxidoreductase activity.